Molecule: messenger RNA, 1230 nt
Organism: Orussus abietinus
Lineage: Eukaryota; Metazoa; Arthropoda; Insecta; Hymenoptera; Orussidae
Gene: Ran
Product: GTP-binding nuclear protein Ran
Exons: 3
Coding region: 432-1079 (215 amino acids)
Biological process (GO): ribosomal subunit export from nucleus; protein import into nucleus
Cellular component (GO): cytoplasm; nucleus
Molecular function (GO): GTPase activity; GTP binding
Source: RefSeq, a predicted model, not a curated record
AUCACCGUUCAUUUUCACGUACCUCGCGACUCCCCGGGAAAUUUCGUUCCGUUCUCACGCCCGAGCGCGGCCGACCCGAAGGGAUUCAAUUUCCAAGAGCUUCGUACGAGGACGCAACCCGGCAGAGCCGCGAGAAACGAUUCUCGACCUGGGUGAAUCUCUCGAGUCGUCGGCGGUCGCUACGGCGCCAUUAAACGAGGUGAAAACUCGAAAUCCUCGUGGCGAGGGCCGCGUCAGUUCUUUCUUUUACGCGAUUCUCACCGGCUAUUUCAUCCAACGCUCACGGCAUAGUUAGAAUCCAGGAUAUCCGACUGUGCUCCAGUUUCGCAGCGUUUCCUGGGGCUCCGCGUAGCGAAGUUUAUCACCUGGCGUGAAUCAAUCGUUUCGAAAUUUUAUUGCGGACUCACAGACUACGAGACCCCGGCUCAACCAUGACGCAGGAACCGGAGAUGCCCACGUUCAAGUGCGUUCUCGUUGGAGAUGGUGGCACUGGCAAGACUACAUUCGUCAAACGUCACUUGACCGGUGAAUUCGAAAAGAAGUAUGUUGCCACUCUGGGAGUCGAAGUACAUCCCCUCAUCUUCCAUACCAACCGAGGGCCCAUUCGAUUCAACGUGUGGGACACUGCUGGUCAGGAGAAAUUCGGUGGUCUACGAGAUGGCUAUUACAUUCAGGGACAGUGCGCUGUCAUCAUGUUCGAUGUUACGUCGCGUGUGACGUACAAGAACGUACCCAACUGGCACAGGGAUCUCGUCAGGGUUUGCGAAAAUAUACCCAUUGUACUCUGUGGGAACAAGGUCGAUAUCAAGGACAGGAAAGUUAAGGCGAAGAGCAUCGUCUUUCACAGGAAGAAGAACCUUCAGUACUACGACAUCAGUGCAAAAAGUAACUACAACUUCGAAAAGCCAUUCUUGUGGCUGGCACGCAAACUUAUUGGAGACCCGAAUCUGGAGUUCGUGGCAAUGCCAGCCCUUCUACCGCCAGAGGUAUCCAUGGACCCUCAGUGGCAACAACAAAUCGAGAAGGACCUUAAGGAAGCCCAGGAAACGGCGUUGCCAGAAGAUGACGAGGAUCUCUAGUUCAUUCGUUGCAAAUACAGGCCAUACCAAGGCGAGGCCUAUGCGAGUGCUCCACGUCUGCUACGUGUUUGCACCUUCAACGGUCGAAGAUUCUCCCCCUGACGAAAGUGGUAUACUCGCGCAAGUUCCUUGGUCCGAUCGCCGAAAGUUC